CUAUAAGAAAAGCAAUGUAACUAUUUAUUUUGAACAAUUAUAAUCCAUAGCAAUGAGACGUCUACAUUCCACUGUAUUGCAAUACACAAUAUUUCUUUGAAAAGUUUUAAUUACUUCUCCCGUCAACAAGGAAGAUGGCGGCGGGAUCCAUAGAAAUCCCUCUGAGGGAUACGGACGAAGUUAUAGAGUUAGAUCUUGAUCAGCUACCAGAAGGAGAUGAAGUACUCAGUAUUCUCCGCCAAGAGGUGGCACCUCUACACAUAUGGGUUACGCUGGCAUUGGAGUACUAUAAACAAGGUUUUGUUGAUGAUUUUGUUAAAAUUCUGGAAUCCUCAAGAACAGAUGCAGGAAUUGACUACCAAAAUUUUGAAAGAGAUCAGAUGCAGUCAUUGGAUACCCUGGCAGCCUAUUACGUACAGAUGGCCCAUAAAGAAAAGAAUAAAGACACUAAAAGAGAGCUUUUUACCAAGGCUACUCUUCUCUAUACAACAGCCGAUAAGAUUAUUAUGUAUGACCAGAAUCAUCUGUUGGGUCGUGCCUAUUUUUGUUUAUUGGAGGGGGAUAAAAUGGAUCAAGCUGAUGCUCAGUUUAACUUUGUACUCAAUCAAUCUACAAGUAAUAUUCCAUCUCUGUUGGGUAAAGCUUGCAUUGCCUUCAAUAAGAAAGAGUUCAGAAGUGCUUUAGCUUACUAUAAGAAAGCUCUAAAGAAUAAUCCAAACUGUCCCGGAUCUGUUCGACUAGGAAUGGGACAUUGUUUUGUUAAAUUGAACAGAUUAGAAAAGGCCAGAAUGGCUUUUGAAAGAGCCUUACAGUUAGAUCCUCAAUGUGUGGGGGCUUUGGUUGGAUUAGCCAUUUUGGAACUUAAUUCAAAGAAACAGGAUGCCAUUAAAAAUGGAGUACAACUGUUGUCUAAAGCUUACACAAUAGAUUCUACUAACCCCAUGGUGCUAAAUCAUUUGGCUAAUCACUUCUUUUAUAAAAAGGAUUAUCAGAAAGUUCAGCAUUUAGCUCUUCAUGCUUUUCACAAUACAGAGAAUGAAGCUAUGAGAGCUGAGAGUUGUUACCAACUAGCUAGAGCUUUUCAUGUUCAGUGUGACUAUGAUCAAGCCUUUCAGUACUAUUAUCAAUCAACACAGUUUGCACCACAGAAUUUUGUACUGCCAUAUUUUGGUCUAGGUCAGAUGUAUAUCUACAGAGGUGAUAAUGAAAAUGCAUCACAAUGUUUUGAAAGAGUAUUAAAAGCCCAGCCAGGAAAUUAUGAAACCAUGAAGAUCUUAGGUUCCCUUUAUUCUAAUUCACUUGAAGCAGAUAAAAGAGACACAGCCAAGCAACAUUUAAAGAAAGUAACAGAACAGUUUCCUGAUGAUGUGGAAGCUUGGAUUGAAUUGGCACAGAUUCUUGAACAAACUGAUGUUCAGGGAGCUUUAUCAGCCUAUGGUACAGCUACAAGAAUAUUAAAGGAGAAGGUACAAGCUGAUGUUCCACCGGAGAUUCUCAAUAAUGUAGCAGCUUUACAUUUUAGACUGGGAAAUUAUCAGGAAGCUAAGAAAUAUUAUGAAGCAUCUUUGGAGAGAUCAAAGAAUGAAGCCCAACAUGAUGAGACGUAUUAUAGUGCUAUAUCUGUUACUACAACUUAUAAUCUAGCUAGAUUGUAUGAAUCAUUAAAUGAAUUUGAUAAGGCUGACAAAUUAUACAGAACUAUUCUUAGAGAUCAUCCUAAUUACGUUGAUUGUUAUUUAAGACUGGGCUGUAUGGCACGAGAUAGAGGUCAGAUUUAUGAAGCUUCUGAUUGGUUUAAAGAAGCCUUACAGAUAAAUCAGGAUCAUCCAGAUGCUUGGUCACUGAUUGGUAAUCUGCAUUUAGUAAAACAUGAAUGGGGACCAGGACAGAAGAAAUUUGAGAGAAUUUUACAAAGACCUGGUACUAAAGAUGAUGCUUAUUCUUUAAUAGCUCUAGGUAAUGUGUGGUUACAGACUCUACAUCAACCAAUGAAAGAUAAAGCCAAGGUAUAUAUAUCUUUAUAA
Patella vulgata (common limpet) is the source of this 2024-nucleotide messenger RNA. Its product is annotated as RNA polymerase-associated protein CTR9 homolog. Gene Ontology annotation, biological process: regulation of DNA-templated transcription. Gene Ontology annotation, molecular function: RNA polymerase II complex binding. Gene Ontology annotation, cellular component: Cdc73/Paf1 complex. The record is from RefSeq and is a predicted model, not a curated record. The transcript has 14 exons. Lineage: Eukaryota; Metazoa; Mollusca; Gastropoda; Patellidae. Bases 135 to 2024 code for a protein of 629 amino acids.